AUGCCCUAUAACAAGCUCCAGGUCAGAUCUCUUCGAAACAAAUUCUUGAGCCGUUGGUAUCAACGAACUGGCAUUCUUUGCAUAAUACCAUCCAUAAAAUCAAACGACCACACUGAUCUAGCAAUUCCAACACUACACCAUGCGCCUUUCACAAACUCUUCAGUUCGUUGCUGUUAUUUCUUCACGAGGAAGUGUUUUCUCGAGUAG
This is a messenger RNA of Botrytis deweyae, 207 nucleotides long. RefSeq lists its product as uncharacterized. The record is from RefSeq and is a predicted model, not a curated record. The transcript has 4 exons. Lineage: Eukaryota; Fungi; Ascomycota; Leotiomycetes; Helotiales; Sclerotiniaceae. The coding region runs from base 1 to 207 and encodes 68 amino acids.